Molecule: messenger RNA, 624 nt
Organism: Helobdella robusta
Lineage: Eukaryota; Metazoa; Annelida; Clitellata; Rhynchobdellida; Glossiphoniidae
Exons: 3
Coding region: 1-624 (207 amino acids)
Source: RefSeq, a predicted model, not a curated record
AUGUCUAAAAAUUUAGAAAAUUUUUGGGCGGUGUCAAAUAGAGUUUUGUUGGUCAGAAUACACGCAAAACCUUUCAACCUACCUGUUAUUCAAGUAUAUGCGCCAACGUCUGAAAGCAGUGAAGGCCUUGAUGCUUUUUACAGUGAUCUUGAUAAUGCUUUAAAAACAUAUAAAUCUCAAAAAAUUGUUAUCAUGAUGGGUGACUUGAAUGCAAAGUUGGCUCAGAAAAAAUACAGGACUUGUUACUAUGGAGGUGAUUGUGGCAGUAAUCAUAGCUCAGUUGUUUGUAAAAUCAGGAUAAAGUUGAAGAAAAUCAUGAGUGAAGUGGCCCCAAAACGUUUGAAUUUUGUCAGUCUGUCUCAAAAUGAUGAGAUCAAGGUCAAAUAUAACGUCGAAAAAUGCCCACACAGUAUAAUCAAGUAUAUAUCUGUGAAUGAGCAAAGAAGAGGUCAUAAAUGGAAAACAGAUGACAUCGUAUCUCUGAUGGAUAAACGAAGGAAAGUAAAAGGUUGCAGUCCUAAUAGUUACAAAAAGCUGGACAAAACAAUAAAAAAAAUGUGCUUUGAGGCAAAGAAGAAAUGGUUAAAUGACAAGUGCGAAAUCAUUGAAAACCAAAAACAAUAA